AUGGGUAGCGCUGAGUCUAGGGGCGGGCUGAGGGUCCAUCAAAUAUUCCCUUCCGGCCCUGCUCAUUCGGCCGGAUUGGAAGUAUUUUUUGAUUAUAUAAUAACUGCAAAUGAAGAAAAUGUUGCGGAUGAAUCGCCACAAGCAUUCGCUCGUUUUGUGGAAAUUGUAACCUUAAGCGAAAACGAUCGCCUCGUCCUAGGUGUUUAUAAUGCUUUAACUAACAACAUAAGGAACGUGAUUGUCCAUCCUGCAAAGUGGCAUGGAGAGGGUUUACUUGGUGCCCGAGUAAUUUAUGACGAAUUUAAUGCAUUAUUCCAGGGCAACAGGGUGUUAGCAGUUGUGCCAAAUUCCCCAGCGUCCAAGGCAGGCUUGGUUGCCACUUCGGAUUACAUUAUCGCAAGCACGACCGAAUUGCUGAUUGACCAAGAUAGUUUAUGCGAGGCAAUAGCCGCCAGUAAGGGGAUAUUAGAAUUACUGGUUUAUAGUUCAACGACCGAAUCCAUUAGGCAUGUGACAGUACAAUUGGAAGCUCAAAUAUACGCAAUCGGUUGCGACCUUGGCAAUGGUUUUUUGCAUCAAAUACCUCGAGCCAGAAUGCCAUGGUCCAAUGCACACGGCAAUUUAGAACUUGAAAAUAGUGAUUAUUGCGAUAAUACUUUCGUAGAAGAUGGACUUUAUCCCUCUUUCAUCCCACAUGUAACCAAAAGUAACUCCCCUCGUGAAAACCAACACCAUGUAUUGGGCAACGAAGAUUACAUCCUAGAACAGUGA
Messenger RNA from Babesia microti strain RI, 771 nucleotides. RefSeq names its product GRASP55/65 PDZ-like domain. NCBI's taxonomy places the organism in Eukaryota, Apicomplexa, Aconoidasida, Piroplasmida, Babesiidae. Gene Ontology annotation, cellular component: Golgi apparatus. The record is from RefSeq and is a predicted model, not a curated record. Bases 1 to 771 code for a protein of 256 amino acids. Gene Ontology annotation, biological process: Golgi organization. The transcript has 4 exons. Gene Ontology annotation, molecular function: protein binding.